Messenger RNA from Penicillium atrosanguineum, 3219 nucleotides. Its product is annotated as exportin CRM1. Gene Ontology annotation, cellular component: cytoplasm; nucleus. Gene Ontology annotation, molecular function: small GTPase binding; nuclear export signal receptor activity. Gene Ontology annotation, biological process: protein export from nucleus; ribosomal large subunit export from nucleus; ribosomal small subunit export from nucleus. The record is from RefSeq and is a predicted model, not a curated record. Bases 1 to 3219 code for a protein of 1072 amino acids. NCBI's taxonomy places the organism in Eukaryota, Fungi, Ascomycota, Eurotiomycetes, Eurotiales, Aspergillaceae. The transcript has 11 exons.
AUGUCUGUUUCGGUCCAAGAGCUGGACGCCACAGUCCAGGCUUUCUUUGAAGGCAAAGGCGACGUGCAAAAACAAGCCCAACAGACCCUAACAGAAUUCAAGCAAAACCCCGAUGCCUGGGUCACUGUGGGCAACAUCCUCCAGGAGGCCUCGUAUCCUCAAACGAAAUACAUUGCCCUCCAGGUCCUCGACGAUGUGAUUAUGACUAGAUGGAAGGUUCUACCCAGAGAUCAAUGCCAGGGUAUCCGAAACUUCAUCGUCAAUUUUAUUAUCGAGAACUCCGGCUCCGAAGAGAAGCUCCGCACCGAGCGCGCAUUCUUGAACAAACUGAACUUGGUCUUGGUCUCGAUCCUGAAGCAGGAAUGGCCACACAACUGGCCCACCUUUAUCAACGAGAUUAUCUCCUCCUGCCAUGCCAGCCUCUCGAUCUGUGAAAACAAUAUGGCCAUUCUGCGCCUGCUGUCCGAGGAAGUCUUUGAUUUCUCUCAGGACCAGAUGACCUCGGUUAAAGCGCGGAACCUCAAGACUUCCAUGACCCAGGAAUUCUCCGCCAUCUUCUCACUCUGCUCCGAGGUCCUCAACACCGCCAACCAGCCGACUUUGGUGAAGGCGACUCUCGAAACGCUCCUUCGCUUCUUGAACUGGAUCCCGCUGGGCUACAUCUUCGAGACCCCCAUCAUCAACACGCUCCUGACCCGUUUCCUGGACGUGCCCGACUUCCGGAAUGUCACGCUCAAGUGCCUCACGGAGAUUGGUGGCCUGCAGAUUGGUUCCCCGUACAACUACGAUGAGAGACUGGUGCACAUGUUCACCGAGACUCUGACAAAGGUCUCAAAUGUCAUCCCCCUGUCCAUGGACUUGAAGGAGACGUUUGCGCGGAGCAACGGAAGAGAUCAGGAGUUUGUCUCCAACUUGGCCCUCUUCUUGUCGAGCUUCUUCAGCGCCCACUUGGAUCUCAUUGAAAAGUUGCCGAACCAAGACUACCUCACGCAUGCCCAUUUCUACCUGAUCCGCAUCAGCCAAAUCGAAGACCGGGAAGUGUUUAAGAUUUGUUUGGAUUACUGGACUCGGUUGGUGCAGGAGCUUUACGAAGAGAUGCAACAACUCCCCAUCACCGACAUCAACCCGCUCGUGACCAUGGGUGUCAGUGGGCUGUCCAACGGUGGCGCACCUCACCCCAGUACCCUCGCCAAUUACCCCCUUCGCAAGCACAAAUACGAGACCGUGCUUUCGAACCUGCGUACCGUCAUGAUCGAGAAGAUGGUCCGUCCGGAGGAAGUUCUGAUCGUUGAGAACGACGAGGGCGAGAUUGUGCGUGAAUUUGUCAAGGAGAGUGAUACGAUCCAGCUCUACAAGACGAUCCGCGAGUGCUUGGUCUACCUCACACAUCUGGACGUCGUGGACACCGAGACCAUCAUGAUUGACAAGCUGGCGAAGCAAGUCGAUGGUACUGAAUGGUCAUGGGUGAAUUGCAACACCCUGUGCUGGGCAAUUGGUUCCAUUUCCGGCGCCAUGAAUGAAGAAACCGAAAAACGCUUUCUGGUUACGGUGAUCAAGGACCUUCUCGGCCUGACGGAGCAGAAGCGUGGAAAGGACAACAAGGCCGUCGUGGCCAGUAAUAUCAUGUACAUCGUGGGCCAAUACCCUCGAUUCUUGAAGGCCCACUGGAAAUUCUUGAAGACCGUGGUUAACAAGCUUUUCGAGUUCAUGCAUGAAACCCACGAAGGUGUCCAAGACAUGGCCUGCGAUACCUUCAUCAAGAUCGCCAACAAGUGCCGACGACACUUCGUGGCUCUUCAACCGGGCGAAAAUGAACCUUUUAUUGAGGAAAUUGUGCGCAAUAUGCGGAAGAUCACUAUGGAUUUGUCGCCACAGCAGAUUCACACGUUCUAUGAAGCCUGCGGCUACAUGAUCUCUGCUCAGGGUCAAAAGACACUUCAGGAUCGGUUGAUCGACAACCUUAUGGCUUUGCCCAACUCGGCUUGGGAUCAGAUCAUUGCCGAAGCCAACCAAAAUGCCGCGAUUCUCCAGGAUGGUAACACAAUCAAGAUCAUUGGUAACAUUAUGAAGACAAACGUCGCAGCGUGUUCUUCCAUUGGAACCUACUUCUACUCCCAGAUUGGCCGCAUUUACCACGACAUGCUGAACAUGUAUCGUGCUUCUAGUCAGCUCAUUAACGAUGCAGUCGCCAGUGAUGGAAGCGUUGCGCCCAAGACGCCGAAAGUCCGAGGACUUCGCACCAUUAAGAAGGAGAUCCUCAAGCUCAUUGAUACCUAUGUGGAGAAGUCAGACGAUCUUGAAAUGGUCAAUGCCAACAUGGUUCCACCGCUUCUCGAGGCCGUUCUCAUUGACUACCACCGCAAUGUGCCAGAUGCGCGUGAAGCGGAAGUCUUGAAUGUCAUGACGACAAUUAUUCACAAGCUUCAUGCUCUGAUGGAGGAUAAGAUCCCUGCCAUCAUGGACAGUGUUUUCAGCUGUACCCUGGAAAUGAUCAACAAGGAUUUCCAUGAGUAUCCCGAACAUCGCGUUCAGUUCUUCAAGCUCCUCCAGGCCAUCAACUUGUAUUGCUUCCAAGCGCUACUCAACCUUGAUGGUACCCAAUUCAAGUUCGUCAUCGAUUCUUGCAUGUGGGCAUCGAAGCAUGAUAAUCGUGAGGUGGAGAACACAGGUCUUACCAUGUGCCUGGAACUGAUGAACAACAUGGCCGAGACGGAUGUGAACACAUCGAGUAUCUUCUUCCGCCAAUUCUACAUCCCAAUCCUCCAGGAUGUCUUCUUUGUACUGACUGACAGUGAUCACAAGGCUGGCUUCAAAUCCCAAGCCAUGCUCCUGUCUCGCAUGUUCUACUUCAUUGAAGCUGGCAAGAUCCAAGAGCCGAUCUAUACGCCGGAUCAGGCUCCGGCUGGUCCAUCCAACAAGGAAUUUCUGCAGGAGUACAUUGCAAACCUGCUGCAGAAUGCAUUCAAGAACCUGCAAGAGGUGCAAAUCAAGCAAUUUGUGCUUGGGUUGUUUGCCUAUACCGAUGACUUGAACAAGUUCAAGACCCACUUGCGUGAUUUCUUGAUUUCCCUGAAAGAGUUCUCUGAUGACAAUGCAGAGCUCUAUGCAGAGGAAAGAGAGCAAGCUGUGCGUGAUGCCCAAGCUGCCGAGCGAACCCGAGCCAUGAAGGUCGGUGGUUUGUUGAAACCAUCGGAGAUGGACCAGGAAGACGAGCUAUGA